Molecule: messenger RNA, 1446 nt
Organism: Ochotona princeps (American pika)
Lineage: Eukaryota; Metazoa; Chordata; Mammalia; Lagomorpha; Ochotonidae
Product: olfactory receptor 2B2
Exons: 3
Coding region: 410-1348 (312 amino acids)
Biological process (GO): G protein-coupled receptor signaling pathway
Cellular component (GO): membrane
Molecular function (GO): olfactory receptor activity; G protein-coupled receptor activity
Source: RefSeq, a predicted model, not a curated record
CCAUGUCUGGAACUCUAGAACAAGAGAUUCACAAGGACAUUAAGAUACAAGAAGAAGCAUUUUUCAUGAUAAAAGGGGUACGCCAGCCUCGUGACAUCACAGAAGAUAAAACUGACCUCUGAGGCCGUUUACUGACUUGUCUGUUGCGCAAUGACUUGCUGGACGAUUUAGGAAUGACUCUUUGAUUUUCCUUGUCUCAGUUUUCUCUCCAUGGUGCAGCUCUAAAACACUCCAAGACUCCGCUGAACCUCAUCAUCCUGAAAGUUCAAGUUCAGACAUGGAGCGAGCAAAUUCCACAGGAAAAUGACCCACGUCAGAUGCAAAAUGCUGCCACAAUUCAUCCUGCCAAGAAGUUCCUUGUGAUUCUGGCUGAACUUGUAGGAAGAAACCAAAAGCGAACCCACUGAACAUGAAUUGGGUCAACGAGAGCGUGCCACAGGAGUUCAUUCUGUUGGGUUUCUCAGAUCGACCAUGGCUGGAGUUGCCGCUCUUUGUGGUGUUUCUGGUCUCUUACAUACUGACUAUCCUAGGCAACACGGCCAUCAUCAUCCUCUCCCGCCUCGACUCCAGGCUCCACACCCCCAUGUACUUCUUUCUCACCAACCUCUCGCUGUUGGAUCUCUGCUACACCACCAGCACAGUCCCGCAGAUACUGGUGAACAUUCGCAGCCCCCGCAAGGUCAUCAGUUACGGCGGCUGCGUGGCCCAGCUCUUCAUCUUCCUGGCAUUGGGCUCCACCGAAUGCCUGUUGCUGGGCGUCAUGUCCCUGGACAGGUUUGUGGCUAUUUGCCGGCCUCUUCACUACUCGGUCAUCAUGCACCGAAGGCUUUGCCUGCAGCUGGCCGCCGCAUCCUGGGCGAGUGGCUUCAGCAAUUCGGUGCUGCAGUCCACCUGGACCCUUCAGAUGCCUCUGUGUGGUCACAAAGCAGUGGACCACUUCUUCUGUGAAGUGCCGGCACUGCUCCAGCUGUCCUGUGUGGACACCACAGCUAACGAGGCCGAGCUGUUCUUCAUCAGCGUGCUUUUCCUUUUGAUACCUGUGACGCUCAUCCUCAUAUCCUACGCUUUUAUUGUCCAGGCGGUGUUGAGGAUCCAGUCUGCAGAAGGCCGGCGGAAGGCCUUUGGGACGUGUGGCUCCCAUCUCAUUGUGGUAACGCUAUUUUAUGGGACGGCCAUCUAUAUGUACCUGCAGCCGCCGUCGCCUGCCUCCAAGGACCGGGGGAAGAUGGUCUCCCUUUUCUACGGAAUCAUCACCCCCAUGCUGAACCCCCUCAUCUACACUCUCAGAAACAAGGAGGUCAAAGGUGCUUUUAAGAGGUUGGUUGCAAGGGUCUUAGUCAAGAAAUAAGACGCCAGCAGAGUGACAGACCUUGUAAAAGACGCUGUUUGCUUUGUUUCAUCGUUUCAUUCUCUGCAGCUGGUUUCAUUUGCAUUGUUCUUAAAAAG